AUGUUUACAACAAGGUCCAUGAUGACUUUGUCCAGAAACGACAGAGUGGCGGAGCUGUCACCUUGGUCACUGCCGCCAUCUUGGCAAUGCUUCUCUACUGAUUCUUGGUACGCACAAAGGAUACAAAGGGCCCCGGGCAGUGUCCAUUUUGUGGCGAUGCCGUUGUCACCAAGGCCUAGAAAUGUAUCGCAGUUGAGAUUUUGUGCAUUGAUUGCAGUCGUGAUGUUUGCUUCCCAUGAAAAUUACAACCCAGGUGAAGUUUAUGAAUUCUUCUCUGUGGAGAUUUUGCACAGUAUCACAGUGCCUUCCAGCACUUGA
Molecule: messenger RNA, 318 nt
Organism: Durusdinium trenchii
Lineage: Eukaryota; Dinophyceae; Suessiales; Symbiodiniaceae
Source: the annotation of a GenBank genome assembly